Molecule: messenger RNA, 1485 nt
Organism: Prorocentrum cordatum
Lineage: Eukaryota; Dinophyceae; Prorocentrales; Prorocentraceae
Source: the annotation of a GenBank genome assembly
AUGGAGGUCAAAAUCCGCCAGCAGCUGCAGGCCAAGCACGACAAGGACCUCGAGCAGGCUCGGCGCGAGGGCGCAGCGGCCGCGACUGGUGGAGACGCAGCGCCGCCUCUGGCAGCGGCGGCGCCCCCAGCAGAGGACGCCGACGACCUCGCGCGCAUCAAGAAGCUGGCGGCUCUCAUUCAGGCGGGCGAGCACAUGGGCGACUCGGAGAAGGACAACGUGCAGCGCUGGAAGACGGAGCUCGAGGCGCUGCGCACCAAGCGCCAGGAGACGCUCCCCCUCGGCAAGCGCUACCACGCCUGCAACCGCGACGUCAAGCGCUUGGAGGGCCUUUCUGCGGCGAUCGGCAAAGACGUGGAGGCGACCAAGGCCGAGAUCGCGCACCUCGAGGUCAAGCUGGCCCUCCAGCAGGAGCAGCAGGCCAAGCACGACAAGGACCUCGCGGCGGCCCGCGUGCUCCUCGCUGACCUCGGCAAGCAGCGAUUCCACGGCGGGAAGGAGUCGGAGGUCAUCCCCCUCCUUGAGGACGUCGUGGCAAAGCUCGAGGACCAUCUCUACGACGAGGGCCUCGACGGCGCCGACGCGCUCGAGAUCAGCCAACAGUUCCAGGAGGCCAGGGACCGCCUCCUCCAGAAGGUCUCGGAGGCCAAGGCGGCGCGCGACCGAGGCCCGCCGGCACCGCCUGAGGCCCCGGCGCCAACCGUCGCCCAGGUCCCCACCGUCACGGUCUGGGCCACCGCCGCCUCCAGCCGCGCCUUCCUCGAGUCCCUUGGCCAUCAGGUCUCCGAGGACGACGAGGACGCCCGCAAUGCGGCCAAGCGCUGCGCCGAGGCUCACCAGGCGGCCACGCUCGCCGCCAAGCGGGCCAAGGUCGACGAUACCGAGGGCUCCCAGCUGUCCAAGGAGGCCGUCCGUGCGGCAGGGGACGACGCGGCGCGGCUGGCGGGCCUCUUGCUCCUGCUGCUCCCGCGGCCGCCAGUGGAGGCCAGCAACGUACCUAACACGGGCCAGGAGGACGUUACCGUCCUCUACGGCAACAUCACGGAGUGGGGCCCCCAGGCCAAGGGCUUUCUGCAGUCCGACCGCGCCAAGCGCUUCGACGGCAUCGCCUUCGUCGAGCUGCACCGCGCGGAGAACCACUCCAAGUCCAUCAUCAAGGCGUUCCGCAAGGACGGCUGGAAGGCGACGUACUCCCCUGGGGUCUCCACGGGCAAGGGCGGCGUCACAGGAGGCGAGCUCACGGCGGUGCGCGCGCACCUCCAGGCCACCACCUUCGACCAUUGGCGCGACGCCAAGGGCGCUGCGCUCUGCGGCUUCGCCCCGAUGGUCCUGCACACGGCGGCAGGCAACAUCAUUGUGGUGGCGCUCUACUUGCACCCUGCGCUCGGCUUCGGCAAGCGCAACAGGGACACCCUCGUCGCGCUGGGGGCGUUCCUCGCGAUGCAGAAGGCCGACCUCGACUACCCAGAGGAUCCGUUCCGCUAA